Molecule: messenger RNA, 1309 nt
Organism: Solea senegalensis (Senegalese sole)
Lineage: Eukaryota; Metazoa; Chordata; Actinopteri; Pleuronectiformes; Soleidae
Product: myoblast determination protein 1 homolog
Exons: 3
Coding region: 241-1044 (267 amino acids)
Biological process (GO): regulation of transcription by RNA polymerase II; muscle organ development; positive regulation of myoblast differentiation
Molecular function (GO): RNA polymerase II cis-regulatory region sequence-specific DNA binding; DNA-binding transcription factor activity, RNA polymerase II-specific; protein dimerization activity
Source: RefSeq, a predicted model, not a curated record
CUGGCCCUUUAAAUGUACUGUCACUUCUCUGUCGACUGUUUGUACUUUUCAGUUGUUAAACAGGUCAGCUGACUGAUACUGUAACAGAGAGCUCCCUCUCUUCCCUGUGCUCUUGAUAAGUUCACACUUUCCAGGUAGACGAAUAUUUAUUUUGCAGAGAUUUUCUUUUUUUUCCAUUUCUCCGAGGGAUUUUCGGAGGAAGUCUUUGCGUCUCUCUCACAGAAUCAUCUUCAGUGGACAAUGGAUCUGUCUGACCUUGCAUUCCCUCUCUCCUCAUCUGAUGACCUUUAUGAUGACCCCGGCUUCAACACCAAUGAUCUGAACUUUUUUGACGACCUGGAUGCUCGCCUGUUGCACGCCGGCCUCCUGAAGCCAGACGACCCUCUUCAUCACCAUCAACACCAUCACCACGUGCCCGAGGAUGAGCACGUGAGGGCCCCUGAGGGCCUCCACCAGACUGGACACUGCCUGCUGUGGGCUUGCAAGGCCUGCAAAAGAAAGACAACAAAUGCAGACAGAAGAAAAGCAGCAACAAUGAGAGAAAGGCGCCGGCUUGGCAAAGUGAACGACGCCUUCGAGACCCUGAAACGUUGCACAGCCACCAGCCCAAACCAGCGGCUGCCCAAAGUGGAAAUCCUGCGCAACGCAAUCAGCUACAUCGAGUCUCUGCAGGCACUGCUGAGAACUGGCCGGGAUGACAGCUUCUACCCACCACUGGAACACUACAGCGUCGACUCAGCUGCUUCCAGCCCUGGCUCCAACUGCUCCGAUGGCAUGAUGGAUUUCACCUCCGCGUGUUCAGCCAACAGAGAAAGUGGUGACAGUUCCUACUGCGGUCAAACACCAGACGGUCCCAGAAACACCAAACCCAGCCUCAUUUCUAGUUUGCAAUGUUUGUCCAGUAUUGUAGAGCGGAUCAGCACAGACCGGGCUGUGGUUCCUCCAGGCGACAGCGUGGUCCCCCAAGGCCCUGGAUCACCUCCUCACAGUCCUGCUGUCUCCAGGCCGUCUGCUGAACCCAACAGUAUGUACGAGCCACUCUGAACCACAGGAGCCCACGACUUCGCUUCCGCUUUUUGAAAAACACUGAAACUAUUCCUUCAACGUGAUUUCUGCUGCAGUGAAGUCAGUCAUCAGUAAUGAUCAAGGACCAUAUUGUUGUGAUGUUGUGAAUCUGUAAAAUAAGAGUUGCUUAUCCAUAGUACACACAAACACAAACACACACACGGAUGGAUUGUUGUGCCAUAUGUUCAUAUUAUUUAUCACUGAAUAACACUUUAAUAAAGACAUAUUUAUAUUGUGACUUCCA